CACACACACACGCAUGCAGCCGGUGUCAGUGUGUGUGUCGGUCGCUGCCUGUGGAUGCCAACCGGGAUUAGUGAGCCUUAUUUUCGGUCCAUUUGGAGGUUUUUAAUCCGGGGUUUGGAGCACGAAAGCCCGCAUCAGUGGAGCCGUUCACCCCGCCCUUCGACCUUAUGCUGACCCUCGAGUGAUGUCCCGCCUCCAUCAUCGUCACCACAACCGUCGCCAUGGUCACCCGUCACCACGGUGACCGGACGACCGACAACCUCUCUCUGCUCUCGUCCAAUCGGCGGCGAGGAUGCACGUGAUGGGCAGCGUGUCCCCGGCCAAUGAGAGGGAGGGAUUCGUCCUGGAGGAGGGACUUCCUGAUGGCGAUGGAAAACGAAUGACAGCUCCUCCCCCUCCUCAUAUAGCUCCUCCCCCUCCUCCCCCCCCUCCUCCUCCUCCUCCUCCUCCUCCCCCCCCUCCGCCCCUGCUUCCUGGGCUGGGAGACCCCGCAGGAGGCCUGAAGAAGAAGAAGAGGGUCAGGAGUUUCUUCUGGAAAACCAUACCAGAAGAUCAGGUGAAGGGGCGGAGCAACCUGUGGACUCAGCGUCGGGUGCAGCAGCAGUACCAGAUCGACGUGCAGACCAUCGAGGAUCUGUUUGGUCAGAACGACCGCCAAUCAAACGGGAAAGACCCGCCCACAAGGGGGGGGAGGACCAGGGGCUCCUUCAGGGAGGCCAGAGAGGAGGUCUCCAUUCUGGACUCUAAGAGAGGGAUGAACAUCGGGAUUUUCCUCAAACAGUUCAAGAGGACCAAUCAGGCGAUAGUGGAGGACAUUCACCAUGGCAACAGUGAGCGUUUGGGGGCGGGGCCUUUGAGGGAGCUGAUGAAGCUGCUGCCGGAGAAAGAGGAAGUGGAGAAGCUCCGGGGUUACCAUGGAGACGUAUCUAAGCUCUCAUUGGCCGAUUCCUUCGUGCACCUGCUGAUACAGCUGCCCAGUUACUCGCUGCGUAUCGAGUCUCUUCUGCUGAAAGAAGAGUUUCCUGCCGCGUGUGAAGCCAUGACGAGAGACUUGAAGACGCUGCGCUCUGCAACCAGAGAGUUGAUGUGCUGUGAGGAGCUUCAUGCUGUUCUGCACCUGGUGCUUCAGGCCGGGAACAUCCUGAACGCUGGAGGCUAUGCAGGGAACGCUGUGGGCUUCAAGCUGUCGUCUCUCCUCUCUCUGGCCGACACCAAGGCCAACAAACCGGGCAUGAACCUGCUGCACUUCGUGGCUCUGGAAGCUCAGAAGAAAGACACGAAGCUGUUGGAGUUUCCUCAGAAGUUGCCUCACGUCCAGCCUGCAGCCAGGAUCUCGUUGGAGACGCUGGACGCCGAGCUGCAGUUUCAGACGUCUCGAACUCGAUCAGUGGAGGAAAACAUCGAGAGAGACACACACCUUCUGAAGCAGCUAGACAGCUUCCUGCAGUCCUCCUCCUCCUCUCUCUCCUCUCUUCAGAUCACUCGUCAGCAGCUGAAACAGGAAGGCUCUGAUUUGCUGGAUUUCUUCUGUGAAGACAGAGAAACGUUCCGAUUGGACGACUGCUUCAACAUCUUCAACUCCUUCUGCUGCCGCUUCACUCAGGCUGCCAAGGAGAACGCAGAGCGGGAAUCGAAGGAGGCGUCGCGGCGUCGGCGUCUUCAGGAUCUGGAAGAGCAGAAGAGACACUCCUGGGCCGGGGGGGAGGAGGUCGGUGGAGCGUUCAGGUUGCGCUGCAGCAGCGAGACGGACAUGUCCUCCGCCGUGUCGCGCCACGACGACGCCGGGCUGCUAUUGGACCUCCUGACCCUGAGGUCCCGCCCCCGCUCGCCCCUCAACAACUCCCACAAUGCUUUGGGGCGUUCGGGAAGCUUACGACGCUCCAGAAACUCUCCGUCCAGUUCGCCUUUUCUCACUGCAGACCGCGAGCUUAGCACGUUACUCGGGAUGAACAAUGAACGCAAAGAGGCAGCUUUUCCAUCAGUUUUCCCCGAAAUUAGAAGUCCAGGACCCUUCCCCCAAAACCAGCAGCCUCAAGCGGGGAAACCGCAAACCGCCUCCUCGCCUCCGAAAAGUGCACAAAACGCCAACCAUACAACCGCCAAUUACCUCAGCUUUAAUGCUACCCAGACUCGGGUAAACAAAGUCGAAUCUACCUCCGAUCCGAACCAGCAAUCCGACCACAACAACAACAACGGCAAACAUCGACAAGAACUUGGGGCGCAUUCGGACUUUCGUGGUGGUUUUGAAGGGGAACUUGCAAAGAACGAACUGGAUUUUCCUGAUCGCAGUGACGAGAAGUUUGAACGCUCUUUGGCAAACAUGUCUGUUGUUUUAGAGAAAUGCAAAUUGGUGCCUGAACUGAGAGUGUUUGACACGGGUACCCAAAACACCACGAGUGGCGUCCAGGAUGAUGUGUUCCCAGACCAGAAGAACUCCCAGAAACUGGAAAAUUCUUCGUUACAAAGAGAGGAAGAGGAGGGUCGAGAGGAUACGGUGGUGGUUUGGUGCGUGACGGGUGUUUGUGAGGCGGCCGAUGAACCAACCAACGCUGAAAACGCACAAACGGAUCAAUCUAGAAGCGACAAACAACCUUCUUCUUACCCAGCCAAUCGAACGCCUUCUGAAGCUCAGUCGGCCAAUGAGAAGCCAGUGCCUGAACCCAUCAGCAGCCAACCGGUGCCUGCCUCACAUCCGGCCUCUUCCCCUAGGUGGCGCCCAACAGAUAGCGCCACCAAUAAAGUGCCUGCUAUCGAAGAAGUAGCCAACGAGAAGAGAAAAGUGGAGUCAAAGGCAAAGUCAGGAAAGGCAGAAUCGGGAAAUUAUUCAUCCAAUAAGAACCUCCCUACCUCUAAAACUCGACCAAUUGGGAUCAAACAAACCACAAACUCCAACAAAUCUAAUCCGGUUCGAACCCUCACGAACUCCGAGAACUUCAGCAUGAGACGAGUUGUGCCGAUCUCAAGGACCAAGCGCCAAGAGAAACCGUCCAGUUUGACCAAUCUCAAAAGCUCUUCUUUCUGGAAACCAUUGACCGCGCCUUCUUCCCGUCGGACGAGCGUUGAUCAAAAAGACCAGAAAGACCAGAAGGUUUCUCGAGAUCUUCAGAACCAGGACUUGCAAAGGAAACCGUCCAAUUUGACCAACAUAAAAAGCUCUUCUUUCCGGAAACCAUCGACCGCGCCUUCAUCCCGCCGAACGAGCGUUGACCACAAAGACCACAAAGACCACAAAGACCACAAAGACCACAAAGACCACAAAGACCACAAGGACCACAAAGACCACAAGGACCACAAAGUUUCCAGAGACCCCCAGAACCAGAACUUGCAAAUAAAGCAACCGUCCAUCCGAAAACCAUUGGCUAAACCCAAAGCACCUCCAGAAGAAAAGAUGUGUCGCUCAACUCUUCGAGCGCUUUCUCAAGCAAGUGGUAGCAUCAGUGCUCCGGUUACUCCUUUGCACAAACCCGCUACUUCUUCUUCUACUUCUUCGUCGCCGUUUCCAGGAUUUACUCGAAACACCGCCUCCUCUUCCUUCAGACAAACACCGUCUCCAUCGCCUUUCUCUAGAACUGGAUCUUUAAGAGUUUCCGUCACUUCUGGAUCCUCAGAUUCCCUCAAACCGUCCUCCUCUUCGUCCCCUUUAAAGAGGUUUCAGAGCAUCAGAGCGCCAAUUCGCGACUCAGUAUCGCCCCCUAAAGGCCAUCGGAGGAAUGACAGCGGCACUUUCUCCGAGAAGUCGACGUACUCAAGAGACUCGGGAAAAUCCAGCAAACCGACCUGGAGAUAACAUAUGCUAAUAAUAGGAGUCAGAAGUGGCUACGUUCACAUGCACAAUAAUAUUUCAAAAUUCAAAAAACGACAAUAUUCAGAAUUGGAUACGAUGAAGGUGAAUAGGGUAAAAAUGUAACUUUUAGAUAUCAGCAUGAAACUUCCCUGGUUGGUUACUUACAUUAAGGAUAUCAUUUUUUGUAUUACAAGUUUUCUGAAAUUUGAUAUUUGAAUAUGCAAAUGAGGCAUUCACUCGUAAAAUAUGGGCUUAUUUCAUACAUUCCCAGAACAGAAAUGUGAGCAUCGGAUAAAGUGGGGUUCAAAUUUCCUGUUUCAUUUUGUCGACAUAUUAGAGUCAAUGGAUUUAACCGAGGGAGUCUCUUUGUAUCACUAAACAAUUUGAAAACCCUGCAGUAAAAGUGCAUUUUCUGCAUGUUUUUAGUGAUAAAGUGUGUGUGAAUGGUGUGUAAACGAUGGCCUCUUUAAAAAAAAUCAGAAAACAGAGAGGAGAACAUCUCUUUUGGAGAAAGGAAAUUGGAGGUAAAGAAAUGUGAGCAAAGUCUGAGAGAGAAAAAGUCUUAAAAAUCGGACAAAACUUAAAAUAUUUAGACACGUUUUUUUCUCACAUUUGUAUUAAUUUCAUAGAAAAAGUUGAAAUAUUUGGUCCUAAUAAUUCAGCGGGAAGAUUCAAAGGCAAGUCGAACGUUUCAGAUAAAGAAAUUCAAUAUAAUUCAAGAAAAAAAGUCCAAGUCUGGAGUAUUUUGUGUAUGUCAACAAAGCCACUUCUUCUGUCCUUGGUUACAAACACAAACACCAAUAAUGCUGCAUAAAUUAUCCUUUUUAUACAACAAUUAUUAAAAAACAACCAGCCACAUAACCACUCAUUUCUCCAGGGGAAUAUUAAGGAAUGGAAAUAAAUGUCUGCAUCCAUAAAUAUAUAAUGAGAUUUAAAACGUUUCUGGUGACUGAAUCCCAGCUGUGUUUCGUCCUGAUUAAAACCCCUUACUUUAACGUCUUAAACUUGGAUUAUGCACUUUUAACUUCACUAACCCAGAUCAGAAAUCUGUGUAAAUGUGGCCUGAUUUAAAUAGUAAGCGUAUUUUAAUUAAAUUAAAAUGUUAAAUCACUGAAAAUCAUGAAGGGGAUAUUUAAUGUUCCUCCGACAGUGUCUGGGAUAAGUGCCAAGUUUGUUUAUAUGAUGAUAUUUGUAUGUUUAUGUUCCUAUUUAUGUACGUAUGAAGCUGAAAUAUAUAUAAAUAUAUCAUCUAUGUACUAAUUAAUAAAGUGUUAUUC
Molecule: messenger RNA, 5061 nt
Organism: Trematomus bernacchii (emerald rockcod)
Lineage: Eukaryota; Metazoa; Chordata; Actinopteri; Perciformes; Nototheniidae
Product: FH2 domain-containing protein 1-like
Exons: 13
Coding region: 293-3787 (1164 amino acids)
Source: RefSeq, a predicted model, not a curated record